Molecule: messenger RNA, 1072 nt
Organism: Apaloderma vittatum (bar-tailed trogon)
Lineage: Eukaryota; Metazoa; Chordata; Aves; Trogoniformes; Trogonidae
Product: UDP-GalNAc:beta-1,3-N-acetylgalactosaminyltransferase 2-like
Exons: 5
Cellular component (GO): membrane
Molecular function (GO): hexosyltransferase activity
Source: RefSeq, a predicted model, not a curated record
AAGGUGAUGCUCUUUUAAAAAGCCUCCAUACUCGGCUAGAAAGAUUUACAAGUCAUGUAAAAAAUCUUGAAAAAGAAGAUGGUUUGUUAAAGGAAGAAAGCCGUACCUAUGACGAUAUUGUUUUUGUAGAUGUUAUUGACACUUAUAGAAAUGUUCCAGCCAAACUGUUGAACUUCUACCGAUGGACAGUUGAAUCAACGAGUUUUGAUUUGUUGCUGAAGACAGAUGAUGACUGUUACAUUGAUUUGGAGGCUGUUUUUAACAGGAUAAUGCAGAAAAAAUUGGACAGGCCAAACAUUUGGUGGGGAAAUUUCAGACUAAACUGGGCAGUUGAUCGAACUGGGAAAUGGCAAGAGCUGGAGUACCCAAGUCCUGCAUAUCCAGCCUUCGCUUGCGGGUCCGGCUAUGUCAUCUCCAAAGACAUUGUUCAGUGGCUGGCAAGCAACUCUGAAAGAUUAAAGACGUACCAGGGUGAAGAUGUGAGUAUGGGCAUCUGGAUGGCAGCUGUAGGACCCAAGCGGUAUCAAGACAGUCUGUGGUUGUGUGAGAAGACGUGCGAGAGCGGCAUGCUGUCUUCCCCCCAGUAUUCUCCACAGGAACUGAGAGAGCUCUGGCGAUUAAAGGAACUGUGUGGAGAUCCCUGUAGAUGUGAGGAGAGAUGAUGGACUUCCCUUGGAAUACAGGGUAGCGUGUAACGAUCAUGGGAAAGUGUACAUUUGGAUUCAUUCUUAGACCAAUGAGGAAUAUUGAGGCAUCUUUUAAUGUGGGGUUUCAAUUAAAAUAUAACAAUAUUUGCACAUCCCUUUUGAUAAUGACAAGUGGACUGAUACUAUUCAUUUUCUAUAGUGUAGAUGUUGAUCUGACAGAAACCAAAAUGUUGAAGAUUUAAAAAAAAAUUUCAUUUUUAUAUAAAGUCAAAUACCUACUUGCAAUUAAUAAAUGCACAUAAGAAUGCCAACUAGCCUGUCUUUUGUAAAUUAAAGUACUACUGAUUUAACUCAGUAUAGAGCUGUACCAGGAUGCAGCGGAGAGCUGUGCUCAGCACCAGGGCAUCUGGUAAGUCGUGCUGCAG